AGACCAAGAAACUUCUUUCCCUUUUAUUUUAUCCAAACGGUAAGUGUCGGUAAGUAUAAAUGAAUUUUAUUAAUACGUGCUCCCAUGUUCUAACAUGUUCAAGCCCAGCGUCUCCUUAAUCCUCUCAUAAAUCCUGAAAAACCCGCCAACCCCUUUCGAGGAACCGAUCUCCCAUUUCCCCAAUGUCAAACGUCGUCGUUCUCGACAACGGCGGAGGCCUGUUAAAAGCGGGCCAAGGAGGCGAGCGCAACCCCGCCGUCGUAAUCCCAAACUGCCUCUACCGCCCUCUUACAUCCAAAAAAUUCCUCCACCCCACAACCACCCUCUCCUCCACAACCGAAGACCUAACCUCCGCUGCCAUACGCCGCCCCAUCGACCGAGGCUACCUAAUCAACCCCGACUUGCAACGAGACAUAUGGUCCCACCUUUUCACCUCUCUCCUCCACGUCACCCCUUCCUCUUCCUCCCUCCUCUUAACCGAAGCCCUCUUUUCCCUCCCUUCCAUCCAACGCUCCACCGACGAACUCGUUUUCGAAGACUUCGGCUUCAACUCCCUCUACGUCGCCGAUUCGCCUUCCCUCGUCCACCUCUACGAGGCCAGCCGCCGUCCAUACGGGCUGGUUUCGGAGGCACAGUGUAGUUUGGUGGUGGACUGUGGGUUCUCGUUUACGCAUGCGGCGCCGGUCUUCCAGAACUUUACGGUGAAUUAUGGGGUGAAGAGGAUCGAUUUGGGAGGGAAAGCUUUGACUAAUUAUUUGAAAGAAUUGGUUUCGUAUCGGUCGGUUAAUGUAAUGGAUGAGACUUUUAUAAUGGAUGAUGUUAAAGAGAAGCUUUGCUUUGUUUCUGUUGAUGUUGAAAGAGAUCUCCAGGUUGCCCGGAAACGUGGCAACGACAAUCUUUUUAGAUGUACUUACGUCUUGCCUGAUGGUGUUACUCACACAAAGGGUUAUGUUAAAGACCCGGAAGCGGCGCAGAGGCAUCGUAUUUUGACAGAUGGAGCCACUCCUUCACGAGCUGUGGAAACAAAGAAAGAGACAGAUCACUUGGAAGUUAUGGAGAAGAGUGAGGAGAGGAAGAGAGUGGAUUUAACUAAAAAUGAGUUUGACUUAACAAAUGAACGGUUUCUUGUCCCGGAAAUGAUCUUCCAACCUGCAGAUUUGGGAAUGAAUGAGGCUGGACUAGCAGAAUGCAUUGUUCGUGCUGUCAAUGCAUGCCAUCCUUGUCUUCAUCCUGUACUUUUUCAAAGCAUAAUAUUGACUGGCGGAAGCACAUUGUUUCCUCGAUUUGCUGAAAGACUGGAAAAGGAUCUGCGUCCUCUUGUUCCAGAUGACUAUCAAGUGAAGAUAACAACUCAAGAAGAUCCAAUACUAGGUGUGUGGCGAGGGGGUUCACUUUUGGCAUCCAGUCCUGAAUAUGAAUCAAUGUGUGUCACCAAGGCUGAAUAUGAGGAGCUUGGAUCUGCUCGAUGUCGGAGGAGAUUCUUUCAUUGAGUACUCAAGAUCUUGAAGUUUAAUUUUUCUAGAGUUUCUUGAUGCAACUGUACAUGAGGGAAAGAUGUUGCUGGAAAUCAACUGCUGUUAUGAGACAUGAGCUUCUCUUCUAUGGUGAACAGCAUUCUUUUGACAAAUUUGAGCAAUUCUGUACAUAGAAACCUGAGCAAAUUUUUCAGGCCAUAUGGGGGAAGAUGUUGCUGGAUAUCAACUGCUGUUAGAUGGCUUACACAUAUACCCAGAAACCUUAGCAAAUUUGUCAUGCUCAUCAACUUGAUUUGAUAAGUUGCUACAAUAUGGCCUCUUGAUGUGUUUUCCUGUGAAAGGAGUGUGUUGGAGAUGAAAUUAGCCUCCAUUACUCUGACACAGAAGCCAGCUGACAAACUCCUACUCCAAUCAAUCAAAGAUGUUAUUUGGAAGCUAAAUAUGUGAAAGAAGUGACAUGUUUGGUAUGGUUGCAUCCAAGAGAUGAGGAUUCCUGUCUUCAGUUGCGGGAUGUUACUUAAUAUUCAUGUAUUCCAAGUGCCCAUUUUUAGCUUGGUGGGUAGAUGAUUUAGCUUUAUGAUUAAUGACAACCAAGGAGCCAACCCUGAAAACAUA
Messenger RNA from Theobroma cacao (cacao), 2090 nucleotides. RefSeq names its product actin-related protein 6 (gene ARP6). The record is from RefSeq and is a predicted model, not a curated record. NCBI's taxonomy places the organism in Eukaryota, Viridiplantae, Streptophyta, Magnoliopsida, Malvales, Malvaceae.